UCUUUCUCUAUGCCCAUAUUUCAUAUUUCUCCUGAUCUAGGGGAGAUGGAAGUCCUCAACCAGACCGAGGUCACGGAGUUCAUCAUGGUGGGCUUCCCAAACCUCCAGCGCUUCCACAAGCCCCUCUUCCUUUUGCUCCUCCUUGUCUACCUCUUCACCAUCUUUGGCAACCUGCUCAUUUUCACCAUCAUCCGCACCGACCCCAAGCUCCACACGCCCAUGUACUUUUUCAUCAGCAUCUUGUCCUUCUUGGAGAUCUGGUAUACAGCCACCACCAUCCCAAAGAUGCUCUCCAACCUGCUCAGCGAAAGGAAGAGCAUCUCCUUUGCUGGAUGCCUCCUGCAAACUUAUUUCUUCCACUCGCUGGGGGCCACUGAGUGCUACCUGCUCACAACAAUGGCGUACGAUCGGUACAUUGCCAUAUGCAACCCUCUCCGCUAUCCAUCCAUCAUGACAACCAAGCUGUGUGUUCAAAUGGCUGCUGGGUGCUGGAUCUGUGGCUUCAUGUGUCCUGUCACUGAAGUCAUCUUAGUCUCCAAGCUCCCUUUCUGCGGCCCCAAUAAGAUUGAGCACAUCUUCUGCGACUUCCCACCAUUGCUCAGCUUGGCCUGCACUGACACCUCCAUCAACGUCUUGGUUGACUUUGCGGUCAACGCCUUCAUCAUCCUAGUGACCUUCCUGCUCAUCAUGGUCUCCUAUGUGAAGAUCAUCCAGUCCGUCCUGAAGAUCCAGGCGGCCGAGAGUCGUGAGAAGGCUUUUUCCACCUGCGCCUCCCACCUGACGGUCGUCCUGCUCUUUUUCGGAAGCAUCAUUUUUAUGUACGUCAGGCUGAAGAAAAGCUAUUCUUUGGAAUAUGACAGAGCAUUCGCCGUGAUCUAUGCCGUCCUCACCCCAUUGGUCAACCCAAUCAUCUAUAGCUUGCGGAACCAAGAAAUCCUAAGAGCGAUAAAGAGGAAGAUCAGGAUGAAUAUGGCAGAGCUUCCGUCAUGAACUUCACCAUCCUCAGCCCAUUAGUCAACCCAAUUCUCUACAAAAGAGAUGGGAAGCCCAAGGACCAAAUGCAACCCUCCACACCUCUCUUUCUGGACCUCAGGACUUUCUCAAGGCCACACAACUUCCACAUCCACUGUAUCAAAUGCUAGUCAUGCUCAGAGUGGCUCCAUUGAAAUUAUUGGACAUGACUAACUUAGUUCCAUUAAUUCCAAUGGGUCUACUCUCAGUAGAACUUAGUA
Molecule: messenger RNA, 1232 nt
Organism: Podarcis raffonei (Aeolian wall lizard)
Lineage: Eukaryota; Metazoa; Chordata; Lepidosauria; Squamata; Lacertidae
Product: olfactory receptor 6N2-like
Exons: 1
Coding region: 10-990 (326 amino acids)
Biological process (GO): G protein-coupled receptor signaling pathway
Cellular component (GO): membrane
Molecular function (GO): G protein-coupled receptor activity; olfactory receptor activity
Source: RefSeq, a predicted model, not a curated record